Molecule: messenger RNA, 1869 nt
Organism: Coniophora puteana RWD-64-598 SS2
Lineage: Eukaryota; Fungi; Basidiomycota; Agaricomycetes; Boletales; Coniophoraceae
Exons: 7
Coding region: 1-1740 (579 amino acids)
Cellular component (GO): cytoplasm
Molecular function (GO): acid-amino acid ligase activity
Source: RefSeq, a predicted model, not a curated record
AUGGCUCACCCCACCCCCGUCAUAGACUCAAAUGCGGCUCAUGGCGCGCUCUCUGUAGCUGCACUGAGCGAUGCGCUCCGUGCGAAGCUCCAAACGCGCGUCGAGACCACACUCUACGAGACCAUCUGCAAAAACUCUACCUCCAAGUUUGCCCGGGCCUCUAAUGCACUAUCGACUUUCCGUGACUCCUGCCCAACCCCUUCUUCCUUGGAAAACCGCCAGACUACCCUCACGUCUUUUCGUUCAACAGUGCCGUUGACGUCUUAUCCCGCGUACGAGCCCUACAUUGCCCCUCUCCUCCGCAGCCCAUGCAGUGUGUCCUCCGCUGCAGACGCUCUUAGCCCGGGAAUACCAACGUUCAUCGGGAUUUCGAGCUCCACGUCUGGCGGGACAUCCAAGUUUUUCCCGCGGUACAGUCGCACAAUCGAGGAGAUGAGCGAUCUACUUGGCAGAAGGCAUCCGUUUGCGGGGACUGGGUAUACGAGCUGGAUGAUGGGGUUGGGUGUCAAGGAUGUUGUGGAGGUCUAUGUUGGUGGUGGUGAUGAUAGUGGAGAAGCGAAAGCAAGGGUGCCCAUUUGCAAUGUCUCGACUGGACAAACGCGCGUUGGUCUUCAGCUGGACCUGGAUGGAGAGAAAGAGCGUAUGGCAGUUACCUAUGAGUGCUCUGAUAUCGCACUUUUUCCAAUGCAUCUCACCGAUGACCAAGAGGAGUGGGAAACGCUCUUGUAUGCGCUCGAGAAGGGGACGUAUCCGGGAUGGCAAGGAACAGAGCGCGUACGGCGGUAUUUGGAGAACAAGAUAAUAGCCGAUUCAAGCAGGGCUGAGGAGCUCCGCACCCUAGGACCCCCAUCGGCGGUGGAGAUGUGGGCUUCGCGGGCGUGGCCCAAGCUUGAUCUCGUCAUUGGGAUAUGCAGUGGCACGUUCUCUCGGUCUAUCCCGCAACUAAGAUCAUAUCUUUCACCUCAUGUUGUGCUUCGUAAUCCAGUCUACGCCUCUACCGAGUGCCUGUUGGGAAUCACGUACGACGACAGCAUGCUCAGCGUGUUCAAAAUCAUGCUCGAUGAUGUCAUUGAAUUCCUCCCUGUCAUACCAAGCGAAGGGGACUUGGACAUUUUGAACAGUUGGGAAGUCGAAGUCGGAAAGCUAUACGAACCGGUAGUGACGACGCGCGACUUGCGCGCGACGGGCUCUGGCGCUACAGGAUGGGUGACACCGUCAAGAUCGUCGGGUUUGCGACCAGCGACGGCGCACCGCUGGUCGAGUACACAGGGCGACGCAAAGACAAGUGCUGAUAACCCGCUUCAAUCUCACAGUGCAUCGUUGCGGCUCUCGCACGCGCUCCUGUCGGAAGAGGACAUCAUCACUUCCCUCGCGUGUGUCGAGGAGCUUAACGGGUGUGAAUUCACGACGUGGCUGGACGAUCGCCCGUUACCCCCGACGGUAGGAUAUAUCAUCGAAGUGAACGCUAAGAUCGCAGACACAAUUUCACCCUCGAUGCGCGAUCAACUCGCCCACGCCCUCUGCGCGUCGAACGAGAACUUUGCCGUGGGCUAUAGCAAAACCAUCUCGAGCAGGCCGACGAUAAGACUCGUUAGCCGGGGCACGUUUGCCGAGUUCAGAAGAUGGAAAGGAGAGCGGCUAGGUUCGGGGAGCGGGCAGAUUAAAGUGCCUGUGGUUAUGGGGGAGAACCAGGGCGAGACGAGGGAGGUGUUGCUGACGAGAGUCGUUAGGGAGCUGUGAAUGCAUGGAGCGAGGCGGCAUUUGGGCAGAUUUAAGCGGUUUUCGGUGCGAGGUUAGGGGAGGAGGCAUGCAGUGUUUGGGUGACGGGGUGGCGUAAGCUCGGCGAUUCGCCUGUUGACUCAAAUAAAG